AUGGAAAACUUUUUGAAAAGUAGAAAUGUUAAUUCUGAGUUAAUAAACAAAAUGAAAGAUGACGGGAUAGAUGAAGAAGUUCUGUCUAAAAUUGAAAUCCAACAACUUCAGAAAUAUUUACCAAAAUAUGGAGACUGCUUAGCUGUAACAUUAUUUGCCAAACAACACACCUCCUUACAGACCAAUGACAGAAAAAGAACUUUAAGAGAACGAUUAGUGUCAAAGUUACAAGGAAACCAGAACGAACAUGGAAGACGGGCAACUGCACAAGAGGGAAACAGGAAUGCGAAAAAAGGUUCGAGGAAAAUUGAAUUGGGAUGGUUACACGAAUAUAGUGAAAAGGGGUUGAAACAAGUUAGAUCUCCUAAUGGUGGUGGAACCAGGACAGUGGAUAUGUAUUUAGAUAGUUCAAUUUCUGAUUUACUUGUUGAAGCCAAACAAUUGUUUUUUCCAAACGGCACAUCAAAAAAGGGUCCUGCAAAAAACUUUGAUUUCUACAUAACUGACCAAACGCAAACGAAAUUAGAUUGGACCAUAACACUGAAUCAUGUUAGUCAAACAACAAAGUUAAAAGCUUUGAGGUUUUAUAUGGUUACAAAGGCUGUUGAUGAUGACAAUACAUUACCAGAUUUAACUCCUCGGAUUAAGCAAGCCAAAUUGGAUAUUGAAGCUGCAACUCAACCGAAUGAAGACAAAAACGGCAGCGAUCUCGAAUCCGAGGACUUUUUUGACAAGUAUGUCUACAGUGACAUAGAAACGCCAUCUUUUGACAUUUUGCAGCAAGCCAUGACAGAUUCUAACAUACCACAAGAACCAAGCAAUUUACGCAAAAGUCCAGUGCAUUAUAUAGACCAUAUAGACACUCAACUAGAACCCGAAAACAGUCAAAAUACCAUUACAUGUAUGCAGGAUACAAGUCUUUGUGACUCACCCAUCACAUCUACUGUUCGAAAUGAAUCCAGAAGCAAUAGCCAAAUUCGCUGUCAACAAGCAGAUUUUGCCGACCCAUUCUCAAUGAAUUUAUGUUUACAUCGAACAAUACUACAGAAUGAAUUGAUAGGAUAUUUUAAAAAUCCAGAUAUUCUCCAUUCAAAUUUGAAUAUUUCAUUUGUUGAUGAAAAAGGGCAAGAUCAAGAUGGGUUGUCUAGAGACGCUUAUGCCGGGUUUUGGGAUUCGUUUUACCAAAGGAAUACUGAUGGAGAAACGUAUAGAGUACCCAUUUUAGUCAACGAGUACUCACAAAAGGAAUGGGGCUCAAUUGGGAGGAUAUUGUUAAAAGGUUUUAUAGACCAUCGAUAUUUCCCUAUAAACCUGGCUCCAGCCUUUGCCAUAGCAUUAAUUCACGGAGAAGAUAGUAUAACACCUUCGAUUCUCAAAGAUUCAUUUCUACUAUUCCUAUCAAAUUCAGAAAAGGAUGUCCUGAUACAGGCUAUAGAUGGUAAGGAUUUUGAUGAGGAUGAACUAUUAGGCAUAUUAGACCGUUUCCACUCACACGUUCUUCCACACAAGGAUGAAUUAAACGCUUUCAUAUUGCAAGUGGCACAUCGAGUCAUAAUACAAGAACCAAAAUACGCACUAGAUUCAAUGAAAGCCGUCUGUGGAACUGCACUUCGAGACUUUCUUCCAGACAGUAAUUCCAUCUUAAACAUUUACGAAAGCUUGAAAACAACGGUUAUGAAAGUUAUCAAACUCUUCAAUGCUAUUCCCUUGAAUAAGGAAGAAACUAUGGCCUUUGAUUUUCUGAAAAGAUUUAUAAGAGGAAGAAAUUCGGAGCAAUUAAGGCGACUUUUGAGAUUAUUAACGGGAUCUGAUGUCAUUUGCGUCGAUAAAAUAGAAGUGAGUUUUGUGGUUCGACAUGGUAGUCGACGUAUUCCAACUAUCCAUACAUGUGGGCCUUCACUUGAGCUUCCGUCGACGUAUUCGAGUUUCCCCGAUUUUCGGAGCGAAUGGGAGAACAUUUUAGAAAACAGAGAGAGCAUUAAAAUGAACAUAGCUUAA
Molecule: messenger RNA, 1998 nt
Organism: Lottia gigantea (owl limpet)
Lineage: Eukaryota; Metazoa; Mollusca; Gastropoda; Lottiidae
Exons: 2
Coding region: 1-1998 (665 amino acids)
Molecular function (GO): ubiquitin-protein transferase activity
Source: RefSeq, a predicted model, not a curated record